UGCGAAAAGUGUAGGCUGGCGGUUAGCGAGCGACUAGACUGCUGUCGACGCGCAGUGACCGACGAGGAUGGAACUUGCCGAUACAAAACCCCCGUUUAUUCAGCUCGUUGCGUCUGCAUCACCUGCCUUCAUAGGACAGUCUGUAUGCCUGCAUGUCGGGGACAGAAUCACCCUCAGCGAGACUGCCACGAAGUUGGUGUCCGUUGUCGCUGCCGACGAGUGGACUCCGUCACGGUUUUCGUCCUGUUUGGGGUGCUAUGUCGGAAACAAGAAGAAGAAGACACGGUGAAGCAGAUGGAAGGCGUACUUCAUGGCGUGGGCCGAAUCGAUGGGUAAAACAGCCACAGUGGAGAUGGCACUUGAAAUCGAUCUACGAAGCCGACGAAUUAGACAUACUCGACAGCAUCCUCAACGAGUUAACCGUGUCAGAGGACACAGAGAAGAGAAAUGUUCCAGGCUAUCCCAGGAAGUUGUCCUCACCGCAAACAAAAGCACAGCAGCCUCAUUUUACUGAUAAAGUGAAGGAAAACCAUCUGUUCCAGUCCCACCGAACUUGGAUCCUCCCCCGUAUGAAGGCCAGUGUGAGCUUGCCUCUGAGCCUACUCCUUCGUCCCCAGUUGGGGCUGAGAAAAGAAGUUCCUUCCCAGCAGCCAUAGCUGAGAGCAGUGAUGAGGCUCUGACACCUAUAGCAGAAUCUCAACCAUCUUCUUCUAAUGCAACACCACACACAGUGACAGGCACAUUAACCACCACACAGAACUCGACAGAGCGUAGAGAUCAUCAAAUAGAGAGGAUGUUGUCAGAGCUGGAAAGUCUAUCUCAGAAAAUGAAAGCGAUGGAAGAAGAAUUAGAGGAAGUGGAAGCUGAUCAUCAGAAAGAGUGCUUGUUAUUUGCAAAAAGAAGUGAAGAUUGGAGCUCAAGGAUAAACACACUCCAAAAGGACAAUCAGCGUCUUUGUACAGAAGUUAGAGACCUUCAGAAUGAGUUAAAUAGAACGAAGCAAGAGCUCCACAAGGCUCUUGCUGAAGUGGGCGAACUCAAAAUUAAAGCCGCAAGAUUGGAGAAAGAGAAUGCGGAACUAAGAGAUUCAACUAGCCUCCACGAGGAACAAGAAGGGAUGGAGAAAGAAAGAUUGGAAAGAGAGAAUGCCGAGUUGCAACAAGAGGUUUGCAAGCUGAAAACUCUCCAGGAAAAGUAUGAGAAAGAAAUCACUGAGAUGAAAGAAAAAAUGAAAGUCACUACAAGGGAACUGGAGCAGUGUAUGGAGAUGGGAAUGCCUAAUAAAACUCCAGAGCAAUCUGAAGGUAUUGAGGUCAGAAGGUGGACAUGGAAUCAGUCAGAGCGCUUUGGAGAAUUUGGCCAAGUAUUUGGUGCCCAGAGGAUAGGUGACCCGGCUACUUAUGUGGUGAAAUUAGUAAUUUUGGCAGAGUGUGAUCUCCAAGGUCAAAUACAUGAGGCUCUUGCUAAAGAGGACGAACUCAAGAUUAAAGCUGCAAGAUUGGAGAAAGAGAAAGCGGAAAAGAUUUGAGAAAGAGAAAGUGGAACUAAGAGAGUCCACAAGGAACAAUAAAGAAAAGAGAAAGAAAAGAUAAAGAUAAGGAAAAGAAGAAAGAAAGAUCGGAAAGAGCGAAUACGCGUAAUGUGUUUUUUUAAACAAAUAUCCUUGCCAAAGGAUACACAAUAGCAGCUAGUAAGUAAGUGCACCCUACAACAAAAAUAAAUUUCUAAGUAUGUGCUUAAAUUCAUUAAGAGUAGAGUACUGAGACAGGU
Molecule: messenger RNA, 1770 nt
Organism: Geodia barretti
Lineage: Eukaryota; Metazoa; Porifera; Demospongiae; Tetractinellida; Geodiidae
Source: the annotation of a GenBank genome assembly